UUCUCGGAUACAAGUAAUGGCGCAGCAACCCCAUGUUGUUGUUCUUGCAUUCCCCUUCUCCACCCACGCAGCUCCACUCCUCACCAUCAUCAACCGCAUCGCCUCCGCAUCCCCAACCACCUUGUUUUCCUUUUUCAGCACUCAACAAUCCAACAACUCUAUCUUCUCCAUAUCCCAACCGAACAUCAAAGCUUAUAACGUUCCCGAUGGAGUACCCGAAGGCUACGUUUUCUUGGGGAAGCCUCAGGAGGAAAUCGAGUUGUUCAUGAGAGGUGCUCCCCAGAGCUUCCGGAAGGGAGUUGAAAUGGCUGUGGAAGAGAGUGGGAGGAAACUGAGCUGCUUGGUCACUGAUUCUUUCUUCUGGUUUGCCAAAGAGAUGGCGUUGGAGAAUGGUGUGCCUUGGCUACCCUUUCAUACUGCUGGAGAUGCCUCCCUCUCUUCUCAUGUUUAUACUGAUUUGUUAAGGGAAACAUAUGGAGUUGGAGGCAUCGUUGGUCGAGAAGAUGAAACCCUCAACUUCAUUCCUGGAUUGUCAAACGUACGCAUCCGUGACUUGCCUGAAGGAAUUGUGUUUGGGAAAUUGGAAUCAUUCUUCUCGGUCAUGCUGCACAAAAUGGGCCAAGUUCUCCCACAGGCAACUGCUGUCUUCAUCAACUCUUUCGAAGAACUAGACCCUGAUAUCACAACUGAUCUCAAAUCCACGUUCAAGCAAUACCUGAAUGUCGGACCUUUGAUCCUUACAACACCACGACCAUCUGUUCCGGAUUCUCAUGGGUGCCUGGCAUGGCUCGACAAGCAAAAACCAGCAACCGUGACAUAUAUAAGCAUCGGGUCAGUUGCAACCCCACCUCCAAAUGAACUCGUUGCACUAGCAGAAGCAUUAGAAACUAGCCAGGUUCCAUUUAUAUGGUCUCUUAGAGAUGAACUAAAGGUGCACCUGCCGAGCGAGUUCAUAGACAAGGCAAAUGGCCUAAUAGUUCCAUGGGCGCCUCAGAUUGAUGUGCUUGCCCAUGGUGCUGUCGAGGUGUUCAUAACUCAUGGCGGUUGGAACUCGAUAGUCGAAAGCAUAGCAGGUGGGGUGCCAAUGAUUUUCAGGCCGUUCUUUGGGGAUCAUAGGGUGAAUGGAAGAAUGGUUGAGGAUGUGUGGGAGAUUGGUGUGAUUGUUGAGAGUGGAGUUUUGACAAAGGAUGGAAAAAUGAGUGGCUUGGACCUGGUUUUGGCACAAGAAAAAGGGAAGAAAAUGAGAGAAAAUUUGAGGGAUAUCAAACAAGUUGCACAAAGAUCUGUUGGAGCAAAAGGGACCUCUACUGAAAAUUUCAACAAUUUGUUGGAUUUAGUAUGUACCCAAAACUAUGCCUAG
Messenger RNA from Hibiscus syriacus, 1360 nucleotides. RefSeq names its product anthocyanidin 3-O-glucosyltransferase UFGT-like. The transcript has 2 exons. Gene Ontology annotation, molecular function: UDP-glycosyltransferase activity. Lineage: Eukaryota; Viridiplantae; Streptophyta; Magnoliopsida; Malvales; Malvaceae. The coding region runs from base 17 to 1360 and encodes 447 amino acids. The record is from RefSeq and is a predicted model, not a curated record.